AUGGUUGGAAGAAGUGAAUCACCGGAACCAAGUUUUGAGUAUUCGUGUUCAUACAUCGAUGCUGUGAAGGAAGCAUUUCAAGAUGAACCUGCAAAAUACGACCUGUUUAAAAAGCUCUUGAAUGAUUACAUAGCUAAGAGAGUUGAUAGAGCUAGUCUCAUUACAAGGGUCGAGGAACUCAUGAGAGACCACCGGAAGCUGCUUCCUGGUUUCAGUGUCUUCCAUUCAAAGGCUAAUAAUACAACCAUCCCUCCCGAGGCUAAGAGAGUUAUCCCUCCUGAGCCUAAGACAGCCAUCCCUCUCGAGCCUAAGACAACGAUCUCUGUUGAUGUUAACACAACCAUCCUUCCUGAGCCUAAGAUAACCAUCCCUCCCGAACCUAACGGGACCACCCUUAAUGAUGCUAACAAAGGGUUAGGCCAGUUACUUGGAAGAAGAGUAUCAUCGGAGCUGACUAUAGAGGAUUCGCUUGCAUACAUUGCUGCUGUGAAGGAAGCAUUUAAGGAUGAACCUGAAAAGUAUGAGGAGUUUCUCAAGAUAUUGAAGUAUCUUGAUACUCAUAGAGAGAAUAAAGGUACUUGCCAUGCAGGGGUGAAGGAACUCAUGAAAGAUCACCCGAAUCUGUUUCUCGGUUUCAAUGCCUUCCUUCCAGCUGAGUCUAAGAUAACCAUCCCUCCCGGGGCUUACAGAGCCAUCCCUCUUACGCCUAUCAGAGCCAUCCCUCUUCAGGCUAUCAGAGCCAUCCCUCUCGAGGCUAAGACAACCGCCCCUCCCGAGGCCAAGGCAACCGCCCCUCCCAAGGCUAAGAUAACCAUCGUUUUCAAGCCUAAGAGAACCAUACCUCGAGAGACGAACAGAACUAUCCCUCUUGAGGCUGAGAGAACUAUCCCUACCGAGGCUGAGAGAACAAUGGCUCCCGAGGCUAAUGCAACCAGCCCUCCUGAGUAUAGGAUAACCAUCAUUCCCAAGGCUAAGAGAACCAUCCCUCCCGAGCCUGAGCAUCAUGGCGCUGAGUCUAAUUGUACCAAAGUUGAGGCUGAUUCGUUGGAUUUUAUUAAUAAACUGAAGACUAGGUUUCGGACCCUUGAUACUCAUGUAGUUGAGUCAUUUUUCAAGAUAAUGAGAAAGUUUCGAGAGGGAAAGAAGUCGAAAAAGGAAGUGCACCGGGAGGUGGUUGAUCUUCUCUAUUACCAUGAAGAUUUGAUCGAGGACUUUUCCAGAUUUCUAACAAAAAAACACUAUAUCCACACUAGAUAG
Arabis nemorensis is the source of this 1257-nucleotide messenger RNA. The record is from the annotation of a GenBank genome assembly. Lineage: Eukaryota; Viridiplantae; Streptophyta; Magnoliopsida; Brassicales; Brassicaceae.